AUGCCUUCUCCACUGGUACCGGAGACGGUGGUGAACCACCGAUUCGCGGCGUUUUUAAUCUGGCAAUCCAUUCCUUCAUCGGCUAUCUUCCUCUUCUUCAAUCUUCUCCUCUUCUUCACUUCCUCAGUCGUUUCCUUUUUGCUCACUUUCCUCGUCUUCCAGGCCUCGCAGCUUCUCUUCUCCGUCUCACUCGCUCUCCUCUCUUCCCUGACCCCGGAUUCUCCUCUCUACCCUCUCCAAUUCGGUAUCGGCCUCCUCCGUAACUUCUCGGAUCCGGAGUUUCGCCGCCGCGCUCGCGUGUCCUUGCGCAUCGCGCUCUUCGUCUCCGCCACUUCCCUAGCUGGAUUCUGCUCGACGGCUGUGUUUUGCUUGUCCAGCGAUUCGUACGGAGCGAUUGGAAGAAUAGGGUUUAGGGGAUUUGUGACUGGAUUGCUUUACGCCGUGCUUUUCGUCCUCAAGCAGCGAUGGGUCUUGGAGUUUCCCAUCAUUCAGCGUCCACCGUUCUUCAGCUUCAAAAUCGGUCUCCCCUCAGCUCUGACGCAAGCUCUGAAGCUAUCAGGCGUGCUGUAUGUGCUGUCGACGAUAAUGCUAUUGUUUCUGCUUGACUGGUCCGGUGGGCUUGUUUCCGUAUCGAGAUUCUUGGGUGAGCAGGUCUUAACUUACGCCGGCAGUUUCUGUUUGAUUCUCUCUUGGGAAGUGACUCACCAUAUACAUCAGGUUCUGCACACAAAGCGAUUCGCUUUUGCUCCUCCAAAAGGAUCCGCUGCAGCAGAAACGAAUCCAAGCGAACCUCUUCUCGCUGCAUUAGAGGGUAGUAGUCCAGGUUCCCUCGAGCAGUCUCUUGCAUACCUUGAUCUCUACACGGUUUCUCAGAACAACGUCGACACAUGGCGUCGUGCUGCCUUCUUCGAGGAGUCCAGCGAGACUUACAAAAGAGUAAUCACUCUAUGCUUGAGACCUUUACAAGAGCUUGCCUCCAAGUUAUCUUCUGGGCUAGACCACACAACCUUCACUGAAAAAGGCUACCAGACACCACCACAGACCCCAACCGAGUCCUACAUCGAUCCUAAAUUCGGCGAAUCACUCAAGUCUUUCCAGCUAUAUGCAUGGUGUGCUCAAACAACAGCAUCCCUGACUUCAAUCUCCCACAAGGAAGACAGACUCGGAGUAGCACAACUCUCCGGUGGAAACGCAGACGUUGUCUCAACGCUUCUAUCUCUCUUGCUAGCUGUUGAGACGUUUUUGGGGAAGAAGACUAAUCUGCAGUCUCCUCAACAGCUGAUGGGACCUGCUAAUAUCAAAUGGGCGACCUCGGGGAUGGUUCGUAAAGACGUCAAGCCCGUCGUCAAAAGGAGAAGCGGGGCGCUUUACUCUUACGCCUACGCGGCUUCAGACGUUUUGAGGAUAUCGAUAUACCAGAUCCUGUCUACGUUCCGCGAUGAGAUGCUCAACAGCGACAAAACCGGAAUUCUUGGGAGAGAUUGGAUUGGGAGCAAGAAACCGCCUUUUGGUACGAAUGAGAUGUUGCUUCAGAAGCUUAAGCUCUUCCUCGACUUCCAAGCUUGA
Messenger RNA from Microthlaspi erraticum, 1566 nucleotides. NCBI's taxonomy places the organism in Eukaryota, Viridiplantae, Streptophyta, Magnoliopsida, Brassicales, Brassicaceae. The record is from the annotation of a GenBank genome assembly.